AUGUCGACCAUGACUCCGACAAGGCAAGCCAAGGAAGUCGAGACCAAGGUGGUCACCGGCUCCGAGGCCUUCAACGAGGCCAUGAUCAAGGAGCCGCCCAGUGCCUGGACCAAGGCUCAGAUCCUGAUCUACGCCUUCUCUCUCGUUGGUUUCUUCUGUUCCACCAUGAACGGAUACGACGGUUCUCUCAUCAACAACUUGCUGCAAAACCCCUCCUUCAAGGAGCGCUAUGGAGCCAAGAACGACGGUAUCUGGGCCGGUAUCAUCUCUUCCAUCUAUCAGAUCGGUGGUGUCGUCGCUCUUCCCUUCGUCGGCCCGGCCCUUGACACCUGGGGUCGCCGCAUCGGUAUGCUCAUCGGAGCCAGCAUCAUCAUUAUCGGAACCUGCAUUCAGGCCACUGCCAACGGCACCGGCCAAUUCAUGGGCGGCCGUUUCCUUCUCGGUUUCGGUGUUUCUAUUGCUGCCUCGGCCGGUCCCAUGUACGUCGUUGAGAUCAACCACCCCGCUUACCGCGGUGUCGUUGGUGCCAUGUACAACACCCUUUGGUUCUCUGGUGCCAUUGUUGCCUCCGGCACUGCACGAGGUGCACUUGAAAUUCAUGGAGUGCUCACCAAGUACCACGGCAACGGCAACCCCGACUCCCCUUGGGUAAAGCUGCAAUUGCACGAGUAUGAAGAGCUUCUCGAUAUGGACGGUGCCGAUAAGCGCUGGUGGGAUUACCGCGCUCUCUUCCGCAACCGCGCCUCUGUCUACCGUCUUUGCUGCAACAUGUGCGUUUCCAUCUUCGGAAACGCUGUUCUGUCUUACUUCCUCGGUUCCGUCCUCGACACCGCCGGCUACAGGCACCCCAUCCAGCAGGCCAACAUCACUCUCAUCAACUCCUGUCAACAAUUCGCCUGCGCCAUCUUCGGUGCUAUGUUUGUCGACAAGGUUGGACGUCGCCCGCUCCUUCUCUUCUCUUUCUCCGCCUGUACUGUCGUCUGGCUCGGCAUGACCAUCGCCUCCGGCAUUCUUCACCAGUCCGAGACCAUCAACGCUGAUGGUGAAUCCGAGUUCCACAACGCGGCUGCUUCACAGGCCUGCUUGGCUAUGAUUUUCCUCUUCGGUUCCGUCUACUCCGUCGGUAUUACUCCCCUCCAGGCCCUCUACCCCGUCGAAGUUCUCUCCUUCGAGAUGCGUGCCAAGGGUAUGGCUUUCUCCAACUUGGCUGUCAACGCUGCCGGUCUGCUCAACCAGUUCGCCUGGCCCGUGUCCAUGGAGAAGAUUGCCUGGAAGACUUACAUUAUCUUCACAAUUUGGGAUGCUGUUCAGACUAUAACAAUCUGGAUGUUUAUUCCAGAGACCAAAGGGCGCACUCUUGAGGAACUCGACCACAUCUUCGCCGCCAAGAACCCCGUCAAGGAGUCCACCCAGAAGAAGGAGGUUGCCGUCGACCGCUACGGCGACGUCGUCAACGUCCAGAACGUCUAA
Molecule: messenger RNA, 1470 nt
Organism: Colletotrichum aenigma
Lineage: Eukaryota; Fungi; Ascomycota; Sordariomycetes; Glomerellales; Glomerellaceae
Product: Lactose permease
Exons: 5
Coding region: 1-1470 (489 amino acids)
Biological process (GO): transmembrane transport; carbohydrate transport
Cellular component (GO): membrane
Molecular function (GO): carbohydrate:proton symporter activity
Source: RefSeq, a predicted model, not a curated record